AUGGGUGGCACUUCUUCAAAACACAAUAAUGAACCAAUAAUGAUUUAUAAUGAACCUGAAGUACGACUUCGGCAGUUUCCGCAAUCUCCAUCUCCAUCAUCACCAACAUCAACAACCUCUACUAUCUGCAUCACAACAGACAAGUUGGAAGAAAUAAUACGCGAAAGAGUCGCGGCAGAACUACGACAUCGCGAAGAAUUUGAUACGGAAAUUCAGCGCGAAAUAGAUGCUGAAUUAUCAAGGUUAUUCAGAUUUGAUGAUCAUAUGGAUUAUGAUCCAAGACUGCACUCUAAGAGAAUAAAUGAGGAAAUUGAGAAUUUGGAGCAGAGAAUUCGACGAUCUUUUGAGGUGACAACUCCCACCACCGUAAUAGAGCAUCAAAGAUCCUUAAUAAGAUGUUACACUAAAAAAGAAAACAUCAAUCAACCAUUAAACUGUGCAGAACAAGUCGAAAAAUUCAAAGCAAGCGUGGAGCAGGCGCUUCGGGUAUGA
Ambispora leptoticha is the source of this 492-nucleotide messenger RNA. The record is from the annotation of a GenBank genome assembly. Lineage: Eukaryota; Fungi; Glomeromycota; Glomeromycetes; Archaeosporales; Ambisporaceae.